AUGGACUUGAAUCCGUUUCGCUAUAAAACGCCGCCGUCCUUUAACACGACAGCCGCAGAGAUCAAAGCCGACGCAGAAGCUUUGAUAGAAGCCACAUCUCAUCUCUGCAACAAAAUUGUUAACGAGAUUGAUCCGCGGAGUGCGAACUUCGAGAACACCAUACGAGCAUUUGCAGAAGACGAGAACUUGAGAUCGGAAAAAGAAAAUCACUUGCGCUUCUAUGCGUCAACACAUCCCAUUAAGGAGCUUCGCGGAGCCUCUUAUGCUGUUGCGGAUCUAUUCAAUAAUUCUGAGGCCGAUCUCUUUUCCCGUGCAGACUAUUUUGUCCUGGUCGAUAGCGUUUUGGACAAGGAGAAAGCCGCUCAUCCACCCACCCUGGACGACAAAUCAAUGCACUAUUUGAUCAAGUUUCACCAACGUUUUGUGAUGAGUGGAUGUGGUAUUGCCAAUGCUGAAGUCCGGAGCGAGUUCGUGGGCAAAAAGAAACGAAUCAGCGAGUUGGCGAAGCAGUCCAGAAAAAAUAUGGCAAAUGAGAAGACUGGCCUUUGGCUCACGCGCGACGAGCUCAGGGGCAUGUCCGAGAGUUUCUUGAGCAAACUCACUGAAGGGGUUGAUGAGCAUGCAGGAUAUCUAUGGGUACCCACCAAGAACCCAUUCAGCCUGCCCAUAUUCAACUAUGCAACAGAAGAAGCCACACGAAAAAGGGUCUAUUACGCCGUGAUGAACAGAAUGCCGGAGAACAUCCCUCUGCAUCGAGAACUAGUCCUUCUUCGAGAUGAGACUGCUCGGUUACUGGGCUGGCCAAAUCACUUCGUAUUCAAGACAUCGCAGAAGAUGGUCGGAUCUCCCGAAGCAAUUCACAGGUUGCUCGCUGAAGUCCGGUCUGCCCUUACGCCUGUCGCAGAGCAGGCUGCUGAGCAAUUACGAGAAUCAAAAGUGGCCGAAACCUCGUCUCGUGGCGAGUCGGUGGACGAUGUCAAGUUGUUCCACUGGGACAGGGCAUACUUCGACACAAAAUUGGACGAGCAGGCUGGCAACGCAGAGUCCCUGACCUCGGAGUAUUUUGAACUCAGUACGACUUUACGAAAGCUGCUGGACGUAUACCUUCAGAUCUUCGGCGUCAGAUUCUUUCCAAUGGAGCAAACUGGCAGCGACUUGCUGGAACAGGGGCUUGUUUGGCAUGAAGACGUACAGAUGUUCUCUGUGUGGAAUGUGGAUCAGGCUGGGCCUGAGUUUCUUGGAUAUGCCUACCUCGAUCUGUUUCCUCGUGAGGGGAAGUAUACGCAUGCUGGGCAGUAUGCGUUGCAACGAAGAUACCAAACGUCAGACGGUACCUACUUCAACCCAUGUGCUUGCUUGGUCAUGAAUUACAUGAAACCGUCGCUCGAGAGACCAACAUUGCUUGACUUCAACGGCGUACGAAGCCUAUUCCAUGAGCUUGGCCAUAUGUAUCACGGACUAUUGAGUCGAUCUCGAUAUGCCAAACUCCAUGCAGUUGACAGUGACUUCGUCGAAACUCUCAGCAUGAUGCUCGAGCAGUUCUUCUGGGACCCCAAGAUCAUCCACGAAGUUUCGCAUUACUACUCCCACAUCAGUCCAGAGAUGCGACGUGCUUGGCUUGCAAGUCGAGGAUACAACUCAGAAGACAUUACCCCUGAGAUUCCACUCAAGAUCAGUAUCGAAUACGCUGCAAAGCUCGGGGCGAACGAAGCCGUUCGCCGCGUUCGCAAGUCACUCAACGAGCUCUUCUUCUCCACGUAUGAUAUGCUCAUCCACAGCCCGGUUUCUCACGAAGAUCUCGAGAAGACGAAUUUACCGGAGCUCUACAACAGACUGCGAUGCGAGAUCUUCAAAUCUCACGGGGGCGAGGCACUGGGCGACGGCUGCAAGGAGAAUGGCCGUCGAUAUCGAGAUAUGGUUCUCUGCAAGGGCGGAACGCAACCUGAAAUGAAGACGCUGAUCAACUACAUAAGCCAUGAGCCAAGCUCGAAGCCGUAUCUGACAUCGCUGGGCGUGAAGUAUUAUUAG
Molecule: messenger RNA, 2028 nt
Organism: Zasmidium cellare ATCC 36951
Lineage: Eukaryota; Fungi; Ascomycota; Dothideomycetes; Mycosphaerellales; Mycosphaerellaceae
Exons: 3
Coding region: 1-2028 (675 amino acids)
Biological process (GO): peptide metabolic process; proteolysis
Cellular component (GO): mitochondrial intermembrane space
Molecular function (GO): metalloendopeptidase activity
Source: RefSeq, a predicted model, not a curated record